AUGACAGGCGAGGACACACCGGAGCCACCGAAAGAGUCGGAGCGAACAUGGUGGAGCGAAGAGGAAUGGAAACGUGAGGAAAGGUCAAUUUUACCUCCCGACGCUUCAAGGCAUGAUCGGCGUAAGGAAUUGGAAAAGACUGUACGAAAUGCACUUCGAGAGCUCGAUAAAAUGGAUCAAGAAGAAAUUGAAGGAUCCAGCGAACCACCGGAGCAGGAGGAAUUCGAUCAAUUUUUCACCAGUGAUCUUCAUUCGGACUCAAUUUUUGCGGCCAGGCAAAAACGACGGAGCUCUUCCAUGCCGUUGACGACAGAAAAUUCGGGAACAGCAAGGGACAUUCUAGGCACGACAAUCGCUCUCGAAUGUCACAACAAACGUAACGACCUUCAAUCGGGGUGA
Cooperia oncophora is the source of this 399-nucleotide messenger RNA. The record is from the annotation of a GenBank genome assembly. Lineage: Eukaryota; Metazoa; Nematoda; Chromadorea; Rhabditida; Trichostrongylidae.